AUGGUAAUUUAUAAAGAAUUGGAACAUAAGGCUGCUGGACAUGACGGAACAAUGACUGAUGAAGACGGUCUACUUAUAUUUAAACCAUUAAAUCCACAAGAACUGGCAUUCUAUAAGAAUAUUCAAACUAGACUUGAAAAGCCGAAACGGUUUGAAGAAGGAGAUGUUCCAUUGGAACUGUGGAUGCCCACUUAUCUUGGUCUCCUGGAGGAAGGUGUGAAUAAACCGACUGAUAACGCCCAAAUUAUUACAGAUGGGUCUGAUUUGAGUAAGUCUACAGUAGCUUUGAGGGGACUUGGUCUUGAUGAGAAUUCCGACGGUGAAGACCAUAAAGGAUUCUUGGUGUUAGAAAAUUUAAUUGCUGGUUAUCAUAAACCUAACAUUAUGGACAUCAAACUUGGUAAAAUAUUAUAUGACGAAAACGCUUCAGAGGAAAAAAAGGCUCGAUUGAGCAAGGUAAGUGAGACUACUACAUCUGGAUUAUUGGGCUUUAGGAUUUGUGGCAUGAAAAUUCAAGAAAAUAAAUAUACUAUGGAUCUAGACCUUCAGCAUCAUGAAAAGCAUACUGAUGACGGUUAUAUCUUUGUAAAUAAGAUGUUCGGAAGAACAAGAACGGUUGAGGAUGUUCAUCAAGCUUUUGAUAUGUAUUUCUCCAAUCAGAAAUUAUCGGAACCAAGAAUAGAACAAUUAAAGCACAAUUUUUCACAGAGAUUACAACUUCUCUAUAAUACUUUGUUGAAUGAAGAAGUAAGAAUGAUCUCGAGUAGCUUGCUAUUUGUUUAUGAAGGUGAUCCAAUGAGAUGGGAUGAAGAAAAUGACGAAGAUCCAAUAAUCAAUGAUCAAUUCGGCGAUUGUAGUGGAGAUGAAAGUUCGUUAGCAACUGAUUUUGAUACAGAAGAUACUCCCGUAAGGAGCCCUCCUUUGAGUUCAUUAUCAUUAAUUGAUUUUGCACAUUCACAGCUUACACCGGGAAAAGGAUACGAUGAAAAUGUCAUAGAAGGGAUUGAAAGUCUAAUGGACAUAUUCGACAAAUCAUUUACAUAA
Molecule: messenger RNA, 1044 nt
Organism: Kazachstania africana CBS 2517
Lineage: Eukaryota; Fungi; Ascomycota; Saccharomycetes; Saccharomycetales; Saccharomycetaceae
Gene: ARG82
Product: inositol polyphosphate multikinase
Exons: 1
Coding region: 1-1044 (347 amino acids)
Biological process (GO): phosphatidylinositol phosphate biosynthetic process; inositol phosphate biosynthetic process
Cellular component (GO): cytoplasm; nucleus
Molecular function (GO): inositol-1,4,5,6-tetrakisphosphate 3-kinase activity; inositol hexakisphosphate kinase activity
Source: RefSeq, a predicted model, not a curated record